AUGACAGAACUGGCAACGACGCAGUGUACUGUCGGAUUGCAGCAAGAUGAAAAGUCGCGUAUGGCUACGACACGAUCUGUAAAACUUCGUCAACAUCGUGUUCUUACUCUUGGUGAUGCGCUCGAGGUUUUGCAAGACGACGAAGAGGACAAUGAGAGCGGCAUAAGAUUGACAUUGGCAGAAGGACAGCAAGAACGCUGGCAAGCGGUGGAUCGGGGAUUGAAAGCAGGAUUACGACUAUAUCGACAGAUUGAUGACGUCGAUAAUGAUGAGGUCUUUGGACUCGUGUAUGAGCGCAAAAGACAUCAGAAUGCUAAAUCGUUCCAUCAAGUGACUAUCCAUGGUGAGAGGAAGAAACAAAUGAGUACAUUGUUUCUUUUUCGACGACAAGAUAGUAAAAGUGCUGCUUCAGCUAAACUUGCGACUAUACUACCAGAAAUUGAUCAAAUUCCAAUUAUUUCUCGUAAACGCAAAGCUGAGAGUGAAUUUCCACUGGAGUUUGCAUGCACUGAGUGCGAGAGAAGUUUUAAGUGUGCCCAAGGAUUACGAACGCACAUUCAUAUGGUACAUCAUCUUCAAGGUGCAGCAAUCGGAAAGGUUCUACUUUCAUGCGAAAUUUGUGGUCGCACUUUCAAAGAAGAAGAUGCUAGAAGACAGCACCAGGUAGCCAAACACGGAAAGGAUCGACUAAUUCAACCCGAUUGGUACAACAAGCAAAAGAUUGCGACUCCAAGUGCAGCUAAAAAGGUUUUACCUUCUACCACGAUAAUCUCGUCAUUGAAUUGCACGAUCUGCCACUUUUCCUUUAGCACAACAGAAGAAUUGAGUGCGCAUUGGCAAAAACUGCAGCCUCGAAUUGCUGGGAAACGAAAGUGUGCAAUAUGCAGUCGAGAGUUUGAUGAAGAUCGAGCAUUGCGUCAGCAUCAAAAUUUCUGCGGCUAG
Messenger RNA from Plasmopara halstedii, 942 nucleotides. RefSeq names its product FOG: Zn-finger. NCBI's taxonomy places the organism in Eukaryota, Oomycota, Peronosporomycetes, Peronosporales, Peronosporaceae. The coding region runs from base 1 to 942 and encodes 313 amino acids. Gene Ontology annotation, molecular function: DNA-binding transcription factor activity, RNA polymerase II-specific; RNA polymerase II transcription regulatory region sequence-specific DNA binding. Gene Ontology annotation, biological process: regulation of transcription by RNA polymerase II. Gene Ontology annotation, cellular component: nucleus. The record is from RefSeq and is a predicted model, not a curated record. The transcript has 2 exons.